UUUCAGUAAAGCUAGAGCUCAAUAAAUAUUCAAUUAUUUUUAUUUAUUUCCCCGUCAUUACUAUUUUCAGAUUUUUGUCUCUUUCCCCGCUCUCGUGCUCUCGCCGCCGACUGCGUAACGGUCGCCGGCCGCAUUACGCCGACAAACACGUUCCUUCCGCCGACGUUUCAAAAAUCUGUUCCCUCGAAGUUUCUAAGAUUCGAUUGCGUACUCGUUUUAACUUCCCGAAAGCGUUUCUCAGGAGGUGAGCACAAUGAUUGGAUCGUUUCUAACCAGAGGACUUGUAAUGGUGUUUGGAUAUGCGUAUCCUGCUUAUGAAUGCUAUAAGGCAGUUGAGAAGAAUAAGCCUGAGAUUCAGCAGCUUCGUUUCUGGUGCCAAUAUUGGAUUCUCGUGGCUGCUUUGACCGUUUUUGAAAGAGUUGGGGAUACUUUCGCGUCCUGGUUGGUGUUAUUGAUAUCAAAAUACUUUCAGAUGUGUAUAUAUACUUAUGUUGUUUCUGUCCUGUUUUCAUCAAGGGUACCACUGUACAGCGAGGCAAAGCUGGCGUUUUUCAUAUAUCUUUGGUUCCCUAAGACCAGAGGAACGACAUACGUUUAUGAUUCUUUCUUUAGACCAUAUGUUGCAAAGCACGAGAAUGAAAUCGACCGCAACUUAGUUGAGCUAAGGACCAGAGCUGGAGAUAUGGCGGUGAUAUACUGCCGAAAAGCGGUCUGCUAUGGACAGACAAGAGUCACUGAUAUCCUGCAGUUUGUAGCUCUACAAUCAACACCAAAACCUCAACCCAAGGAAAAGAAGCAGACUCCACCAGAAGAAGCGGAACAGAAGCAACCGGAUCUCAAGGCGGCCAGCCAAGCAGGUUCUAGUCCUCAAGCGCGUCCACAACCCAAGAAACCACAGCUUCUAACCAAAGAACCUGUACCGGUAAAGCCUAUUAUACCUCCUCGUAAGCAGCUGCAGCAACAACAACAGCAAAUAGAAACCAAGGAAGCAAAACCAAGCGCAUCACAAACCAAACUCACUCCUCUUCCUCCACCAUCAUCACCUUCAACCGCCCCUAAACCAAACGCUGAUCCAGCACAGCCAUCAUCGACUACAGAGGUAGAUAAAGCGUCAGAGACUGUUGCUGCUUUACCAGCGUCUGCGAUUAAGCGAGCGUCAUCUUCGAAAGAGACAAUCAGGGAGACAAUAAUGGAGGAAACACUAAGGGUCACACGUGGGAGUCUGAGAAAAGCUCGUUCAACGGGGACACGCUAAAGGAAUAAUAGAGAAGGAAACACACGAGUUCAAAACUCGGUCUGGUCUUUAAUGUGGUCUCUUUUUCCUCACGAAGUCAACCUAAACAAGAAUAAUCGAUUUUAUUGGAAAAAAACUGGAAUCAUUCGUCUGUUAAGUUAAUGUAAAUUGCUCAGACUUGAGACUA
Brassica napus (rape) is the source of this 1421-nucleotide messenger RNA. RefSeq names its product HVA22-like protein h. The record is from RefSeq and is a predicted model, not a curated record. Lineage: Eukaryota; Viridiplantae; Streptophyta; Magnoliopsida; Brassicales; Brassicaceae. The transcript has 6 exons. Bases 254 to 1255 code for a protein of 333 amino acids.